Adineta steineri is the source of this 348-nucleotide messenger RNA. The record is from the annotation of a GenBank genome assembly. Lineage: Eukaryota; Metazoa; Rotifera; Eurotatoria; Adinetida; Adinetidae.
AUGGCAACCAUCGAAAAAAAGAAACCGUGUCCAAAUUCCAUCUGUCUUCCUCAAGGUGGGACAGGACAAGUUUGUAAUGGUGCUACACUACGUAUCAAUUCUCUUCAGGAUAGUCGAUGCCCAGUGAAUGUACAAUGUAUAUGGGCAGGACAAGCAAACGUGACUUUACUUCUUUCAAAAGGAAGAGCUUCGAAUACUACAGAACUUAUUCUUGGUGCACAACCUCAAGAUCAGGCUGAAGUAACUCUAGACAACAAAGUGUAUUAUGUUCUACUUCAAAGUGUUGAGCCAUAUCCUGGUAAAAGUAAUACUACAUCCACAGCUUGUAUUCAAGUUACAUGUCCAUAG